Triticum aestivum (bread wheat) is the source of this 1266-nucleotide messenger RNA. Its product is annotated as aspartic proteinase CDR1-like. NCBI's taxonomy places the organism in Eukaryota, Viridiplantae, Streptophyta, Magnoliopsida, Poales, Poaceae. Gene Ontology annotation, molecular function: aspartic-type endopeptidase activity. Bases 1 to 1266 code for a protein of 421 amino acids. The record is from RefSeq and is a predicted model, not a curated record. Gene Ontology annotation, biological process: proteolysis. The transcript is spliced from 2 exons. Gene Ontology annotation, cellular component: extracellular region.
AUGACAUCCCGCGCUCUGCUGCUCGUUGGCGUCGUCCUGACGGCGCACAAGUUCUUGUGCACGGCGUACGUCGGCGGCGAUGGGUUCAGCGUGGAGUUCAUCCACCGUGACUCCGUCAAGUCGCCGUACCGUGACCCGUCGCUCACCGCGCCCGCCCGCGUGCUCGAGGCCGCGCGCCGGUCCACAUCGCGCGCCGCUGCGCUCUCGCGCGCCUACGCCCGCGCCGACGCAUCAUCAGCCGACGGCGCUGUGUCUGAGCUCACCUCCAGGCCAUUCGAGUACAUGAUGGCCGUGAACGUGGGCACGCCGCCCACCCGCAUGCUCGCCAUCGCCGACACCGGCAGCGACCUCAUCUGGCUCAACUGCAGCAACGGAGCCGGCGCUCCUGCCUCCUGCGCCGACUCCAAGUGCAGGUAUCUCUACUCCUACGGCGACGGCUCCCAGUCCACGAGCGGCCUCCUCUCCACAGAGACCUUCACCUUCGCCGACGACCAAGGCACCCGCGGCGAUCGGGCGAUGCGCGUGGCCAACGUCAGCUUCGGCUGCUCCACGACCAUGAUCGGCUCGUUCAUCGGGGACGGCCUCGUCGGACUCGGCGGCGGCGACCUCUCCCUCGUCAAUCAGUUAGGCGCAGACACAUCGCUCGGCCGGAGGUUCUCCUACUGCCUCGUGCCCUACUCCAUCAACGCCUCCUCCGUGCUCAACUUCGGUCCCCGCGCCGCCGUGACGGAGCCCGGCGCGGCGACGACGCCGCUGAUCCCAUCCGAAGUGAAGACCUACUACACCGUCGACCUCCGGUCCGUCAAGAUCGGGAACAAGACCUUCGCGGCGCCGCAGGAGUACCCCGUCAUCGUGGACUCCGGCUCGACGCUGACGUACCUCGCGAACGAGCUUGUGGACCCAUUGGUGAAAGAGCUAACCCAGAGGGUCAAGCUCCCGCCGGCGAAGUCGCCGGAAGAGCUCCUGCCACUGUGCUUCGACGUGAGCGGGGUAGGAGAGGGGCAGGUUGCCGCGAUGAUCCCUGACGUGGCGCUGGAACUGGGCUCCGGCGGCGGUGCGACGGUCACGCUCAAGUCGGAGAACACGUUCGUCGUUGUGCACGAGGGGACCCUGUGCUUGGCGGUGGUGGCCCUGCAGUUUCCUCCUGUGUCCAUCAUCGGGAAUAUUGCGCAGCAGAACAUGCACGUUGGGUACGACCUCGACAAGGGCACCGUGACCUUCGCCCCAGCAGACUGCGCCAGGUCCUCCGGCUCUCUGUAUAUCUGA